Messenger RNA from Centropristis striata (black sea bass), 1294 nucleotides. Its product is annotated as immunoglobulin lambda-1 light chain-like. The coding region runs from base 362 to 1294 and encodes 310 amino acids. The record is from RefSeq and is a predicted model, not a curated record. The transcript is spliced from 7 exons. NCBI's taxonomy places the organism in Eukaryota, Metazoa, Chordata, Actinopteri, Perciformes, Serranidae.
CCUGAGGGUUCUACAGGGUUCAUACGCUAAAAGCAACUCUGAGAAAUAAAUAGGACAUAAAACAUGAAGAGCUUUAUAAACAAUCAAAAGGACUUUAAAAUCAAUUGUGAAGCAAACAGGCAGCUAAUGCAGAGACUUUAAAACAGCUGAAGACUCUGUUUAAUAUUAGUGUGAAGACACAGGAAAGUGAGGUGCUUUGAAGCAGCCUUAUCUCUCCACCACAGGGGCUGAUGGGAGGUCUGAGGACCUGUUAGAAACCACGUGGCCCUCGUCUGAUCUCGCAGCUCCUCCUUGUUUGGCCUCAGCUGCAUCAGAGCGCCACUUCUCCCCAGGUUCACCAGAGGAAACACCGCUGCACAAAAUGCUUUUCCUCCCAGCUGCUGCUCUGUGCUGUCUGUGCUCAGCGCUGGCUGCCAUGGCAACACAGCUGCUUCAGGAGGAUUUAACAUGGACCAGGAGAGUUGGUGAAAGAGUCUCCUUCAGCUGUCGAGGCACUGAACAGUGUGAUAGCAGGAGGCCUUAUGUAUGGUGGUACCAGAAGAGAGACACAGAAACAUUCACAGUGAUUCUCGAUAUUAACAGGAAUGAUGGUGAAAUAGAUAGAGAUUUCAAUCAUCCUCAGGAAGAUGAUUUCUCAGCUGUGAAUAAACAGAACGGCUGUGAGUUGCAGAUCCAGAGCGUUAAACUAAAUCAUUCAGCCACCUACUACUGCUUCUGUCAGAAGCGCGGAUCGUACUACAUGUUUGGCUCUGGAACUAAACUGUUUGUAGUGGAUCAACAGGUAGUGAAGCCCGUGGUGAGCGUGUCCCCAGCAGCACCCAGAGCCCACCUGGAGGGGAAGAGCUCCCUGCUGUGUCUGGUCUCAGCCAUGUUUCCUCCUCUGGUCCGCAUCUCCUGGAAAAGACGAAAGGAGAACGGUCCUCUGGAGGAGCUGCCCCCUGCUGAGGGAGAGCAGCUGGAGCUCAGAGAGUCGGGAUGCACCGCCGCCAUCUUGCUGCUCCGUCAGCAAGAGAGCAGCACGUAUAAAUACCACUGCUACGUAUUUAUAGUGGAGGCCCCAACAGAACAAGAGGUUCCAGCUCCAGCAGCCUCCUGUCCUCCAGAGAGAGAGCCAGCAGACCUGCCAGCUCUGCAGCAAGCUGACUGGUCCUUCCAGUCUCAGUGCAGGGUGAAGCUGCUCUGCCUGCUGUACACAGUGCUGAUAGUGAAGAGUCUGGUGUUCUGCUGUGGAAUCGUUCUGCUGAUGAUCAUCAGAAACAAGGGACCGUCCACCAACUGCACACAUGCUGACUGA